This is a messenger RNA of Mizuhopecten yessoensis (Yesso scallop), 5990 nucleotides long. RefSeq lists its product as uncharacterized. Gene Ontology annotation, biological process: regulation of transcription by RNA polymerase II; response to unfolded protein. NCBI's taxonomy places the organism in Eukaryota, Metazoa, Mollusca, Bivalvia, Pectinida, Pectinidae. The record is from RefSeq and is a predicted model, not a curated record. Bases 493 to 2667 code for a protein of 724 amino acids. Gene Ontology annotation, molecular function: DNA-binding transcription factor activity, RNA polymerase II-specific; RNA polymerase II transcription regulatory region sequence-specific DNA binding. The transcript has 7 exons. Gene Ontology annotation, cellular component: nucleus.
AAAGUUGCUGAUUUGCAAAUUCAUAAAAAGAUCGCAUUGGCUUAGUGAACCAGUGAACUAGCAGUAUAUCAUGACCUCUUGACCUUUCGUGGUUGAGUUUGUUUACGUCGGAGGGACGGGUCGUUCGUAGCCCGGGGGUAGAAUGUAUUGUUUAUUUUUGGCAUUAAUUGUUUUAUUAAGUGACUAUAUAUCUGGGACAUGCGUAAGUGAUGUGGUAGUAAAUGAUGUUCAGCGAUACCAUCUGUCAGUGAACAGGCCGUAGACGGAACACACUGGUCCAUGGGAUUGGCAAUGAAUACUGAAAACUUAGAUGACUAAGGAUCCUGUACAACGCUGUGACUAAGGGUGUGGUAGAUUGUCGAACACGUGAAACGGCCGCCAUGGGGAAUACUUUCAUUCAUUAUUAGUAAAUUUGUAGUAUUUUAGUUUUAAAAGAACCUCGUGGUUUAGCUGGGGUUUUCCCCAGUGAUAAAAAGUUGUGUAAUUAGGCCAAUGGUGAUCCGAUUUAACAGUGUCGAGUAUUUACCAACUUUGUUAAAUCUCAUGGAUAAAAAGUCUUCGAGUCCAGGAAAACCACCAUGGGAUGGAUUUACCCAGUCUCGUUUGAAUUUAACUCAGAGAUGGAAUACAUUACCACUUUAUCAGAGAGGUGCACCGCAGCAGGGAGCAUCUCGGCCUCAAUCAAAGAUAUAUCAGUCUGUUGGGAACCUUGUCCCAUUACAGCGUCCACCGAUCAGCUGGGCCAGACAACAGGGCAUCCUGUCGGCCAAACCACAACUCCCUGUCCUCACACGGCAGAUGACCGUUGGAUCUCUGCAGGCCAGAAGUCGGCCAGAACAAAGAAAAAUGGAUUCCAGUUUCUAUGCUGAGAACCUGCCAUCUAGUCAGGCCCUCGGUGAGGGUGGUGAGCUUGGCUCAUUUGAUGCCUCUAUUUUCGCAUCCAGUCCAAAUUCAUUGUACAUGUAUGAACAGGAGAAAGCUGAUAUGCAGAGCUCGCUAAACGUGCCUAACUGUACAAAUCCCAGCAAUAUGUUUUUCUCAGAUGACUUUGAUUUAGAGGAUACAUAUGAAACGUCCCAGGAUAUUCCUCCAGUGUGUGACAAUUUGUUAAUCAAAGGGACACCUGCUACCUCACAAGGCCUGGUAGACGAAGGGCAGACUAAACCUCUCCAGUCACAGCUUAGUAAGUGUGAUGACGUGUUCGAGGAUCCGACGUUGGCAGAAUUAAACUUUCCUCCGUUGUUGGAUGAUAUUGUGAAUCUCGCACCAAUCUGUACCUCAACCUCAACUGAGGUUGGAGGUCAAAGUUCAACAUCAACAGUGCAAAAGUCUUUUACAACAGAAUUUUUGAAAAAUUGGGUAUUAUCACAGAAUAACACAGACAAGACAGAUUCGCAGCCAACGUCUUCACGAUCUCUGUCAUCUGCUUGGUCUCUUACAGGAGUGUCGACAAAAUCAACAAUCGCCUGGCCUAUCGGAGGAAUGUCGUCACCAUCAACAACAGACACUUACUUAAACAGAAGAACCCUCUCCACCUCAAGCAUGAAUAAUAAGCCUAGUGUGCCAAUACGACAGAUAUCUGAAACUGUGUCCAGUUCAAAAGAUAUCAAAACUGAGUUAUCUCCCCUGUCUGUUGGUGUUGGUGGGGAAAAGUGUAGUAAUCAAGUGCUAAAAGCACUGAUUGGGAGUAAAAGGGCUCAGUCUCCUCCACGGAUCACUCAGGCUACUCCUUCCACCUCGGCUCUUGGUAAACGACGGAGCCCCCUGUCCAUUUCAACCUAUGACUCCAGUGACGUAGACCAGAAAUGGGAGGAAAUACGGCAGUUCAUACAUGAUGACGAGUCGAACUUGCCGACACGGUCAAAACUAAAGAGGGAGAGUAUUGACUCUGUUGGAUCCGUGGCCUCCAUAGAUGACGGAGACAGUGAUAUGGAGAGCAGCAGCGAUGACGAGGAUUGGAAUGAUUCAGACUCAGAUUCCGACAACAACCAGGACUCGUCCUGGUCAGCUAAGAAGAAGAAGGACUCCUCGAGUAAAAAAGAUCAGUAUUUCUGGCAGUAUAACAUCCAAUCAAAAGGGCCAAAAGGUACACGCAUGAACUUUGACCUUGAGCCCAGAAACCCACAUGUGUUACUUGACUUUGAGGAUCCUGUGUUCGAUGUUGAAAAAGGCAGAAAGCUUGGACUUGGUAAAUCAAUUAGACAUGGGGGCAAAGCUCGCAAAGGGGACGGAAACAAUGUGGAACCCAACCCCAAAAAAUUGGGAACGAUUGGACUACAGUUGAAAAAGAUCAACAAACAAAUAAAUGCAUUUGCUCCUUUGUGUGACAUGCCAGUUUCUACUCGAAAUAAGUCAAAGAAGGAGAAAAACAAACUGGCUUCCAGAGCCUGCCGUCUGAAGAAGAAGGCCCAACAUGAGGCGUACAAGGUGAAGCUUUACGGACUGGAGCUUGAACACAAGCAGCUGAUGACUGUGAUGGAUGAGAUCAAGUCUCGUGUGCGCGACGUCUUAGACAAGAAAGAGAAGGAGGGCAACCUGUCCUCUCAGCUGGAUGGUCUCAUCCAGAAACACCUCACUGUUAUGGUUGCUGGACAUACGACAGACUUUGUCAACAACGUCGUCAAGAAGGUUGAAGAUGGGGAUCCCACUGGCGGCUUGGUAACAUGAGAAUGAGGUCAAAGUCAGCUCAGAAGUUGGAAGACACCACAUGAAGAAUCGAGCCGGGGCUGGUAAAACAUCAUAGCCCCAUAUACAUACAAGUGUUCAUAUACAAUUUGAUCAUGUGACACAAUACAUUGAUCAUUUGUAUAAACUGAAAUAGAUCAUUUGACUUAUCUGAAGUGAUCAUGUGACCUUUUCAUGGUUGUCAUGUGACUUCAGUUCUAUGAUUAUGUGACAUCUACAUGCAGACAGAGCAUCAACAGUCCCACCAUCUCAUGGAAUAUAGUCAUCUGGAACAAUUAAGGAUUUGUUGUCAGCCCGUUGUAGCUAGGAAACAUCACAGCAUUUCAGUGUUUUCUAUAGGUCCAUUCUUACUAAGGAGGAAGGAGAUAUCUUGAUUUUUAACACGUGUUAUGAAAAAUGAAAACAAAUCCACCAAAAUGUAUAUAUCAUCCUUAUCACAGUAGUACAUAGUAGUACUCAUGAUGUAAAUGUUUUUUUUGCCCAGUCUGUCCGUCUCUAUUUAUUUCAUUCUGUAUAUACGUUGACAAGUCAUUGAGUUAUACAAAUCAAGUCAUUACAAUUAUUACAAUGACCGUGGAAAAUUAAAAGAAUGACCAUGUGUAGAACAGUCCAGGUUCAGAUUGAAAUGGUUCCAUAGUGGUUGUAGUGUAAUAACUGAGGAGGUUUCUCAGUUUUAAGGCUGCUUUUCUCAUGUUGCUUGUGAUUUUUCUUUUAAUUAAUUUUAAGAGAUUUCAGAAAAACUAGUAGAUAAACAUGUUAUGUAAAGGGUAUGAUUUAAAGAUGAUCUAGUGUUUACAGUUAUAACAGUUUAGUUAAAGGUUAGGAGAUUUUAGAAAAACAUAUAAGAUGUCUAUGUGUCAAGAGCUUUAUAAAAUAACUAUAGGUGUUGUCCAUUGAGACAUACACAGGGCAGGGGUGAGUGUUCUGUGAUCUUGUUAUUUCAUGAACUAAAUAGAUGUCAGAAUUAAAAUAAGUUUAUUAUCUAGGUAUUAUUAAUUUCUUGACAUUUAUUGAAUUCUAUUAUAUAAGUGUAUAGCCUGGUAAUUUAAGUUUUUUGUUAGAGUUUAUUGACAAUUAUGUUGUUAUUUCAGCUAAUGAUGUGGAAAAUAAGUGUUAAUUAAGAUAUACGUAAUGUGAUCUGAUAUUAGACCUUUGUUAUUUAUGAAUGAGAUAUACAAUGUAUAGAGACGUUAACACAGGGAUAAUAGCUAUUGUAUUAAAUAUUCUUUGAAAUAUAAAGCAAUAACACUUUUUCUGGACAAUGUCCUCUGAAAAAAAAUCUGGUUGGCCUGCAUAUUUAUCUAAUGCGAAAUAGAAUUUUGUGAUUUUGUCUGUACCUGGUAGUCUGUACAAGCCUGCAAAAUCAUUCCAGUAUCAAUCUAUGCAUACAGAUCAAAUUAUAUGGAAAUCUCUUCCAUGAUGUGAAUUACCUCUUAGUAAUUAUUUUGCUAAUGUAAAUAAAUCAGUCAAAUUUUUUCAUUGUCUUCUUCUUUUGUUUUCUGAUCAGAAAACAGUGUCUAGUACUUCUUGUCCCUAUUUUAAAAUUGUUAGACCUGAAGGAGAAACUUUCUGUUUGUAGGUUAGCAGAUCUGAGGUAGACACUUCCUGUCUGCAUGUUGUCAGAUCUAGACACUUCCUGUCUGUAAGUUGUCAGAUCUUGACACUUCCUGUCUGUAAGUUGUCAGAUCUAAACACUUCCUUUUUGUAAGUUGUCAGAUCUUGACACUUCCUGUCUGUAAGAAGUCAAAUGUAGACAAUUCCUGUCUGUUAGUUGUCAGAUCUAGACACAACCUAUCUGUUGUCAGAUCUAUACACCUCCUAUCUGUUUUCAGAUCUACAGUAGACUACCUGUCUGUUGUCAGGUCUGUAAAUUGUGAGAUCUUAGACAUUUCCAGUCUGUAAGUUGUAAGAUUUAGACACUACCUGUCUGUAAAUUAUGAGAUCUUAGACAUUUCCUAUCUGUUGUUAGAUCUACAGUAGACUACCUGUCUGUUUUCAGGUCUAGACACUAUUGUCAGUUGUCAGAUCUAGACACUACCUGUCUGUAAGGUGUGAGAUCUAGACACUUCCUGUCUGUUGUCAGAUCUAGACACUUCCUGUCUGUUGUCAGAUCUAGACACUUCCUUUCUGUUGUCAGAUCUAGACACUUCCUAUCUGUUGUCAGAUCUAGACACUAUCUAUCUGUAAGAUCUAGACACUUCCUGUCUGUUGUAAGAUCUAGACACUUCCUGUCUGUUGUCAGAUCUAGACACUUCCUGUCUGUUGUCAGAUCUAGACACUUCAUUUCUGUUGUCAGAUCUAGACACUUCCUAUCUGUUGUCAGAUCUAGACACUAUCUAUCUGUAAGAUCUAGACACUUCCUAUGUGUAAGUUUUCAGAUCUAUACAUUUCCUGUCUGUUGUCAAUUCUAGACAUUUCCUGUCCGUAAGUUGUCAAAUCUGUAGCAGGUACUUCCUGUCUGUACAUCAUUAGAUCUGAGGUAGGUACUUCCUGUCUGUAUGUUGUCAAUUUUGUAGUAGGCACUUCCUGUCUGUACAUGGUAAGAUCUGAAAUAGUUUCUUGUUUGUCUUUGUGCUGUCGGAUCUAGACACUCUCUCUGUAUAUGUUGUCAGAUCUGAGGUAGACCAAAUGUUAAAAGAUGGUUGGAGUUUACCUUUUGAUCUUAAUUAUUAAAUGAAAUUGUUAUUGUUAUACUGUUGUUAAGUUUUAAAACUGAGCACUCCCUUUGUCAUAUCUUUAAAACUGAACACUCCCUUUGUCAUAUCUUUAAAAUUGAACACUCCCUUUGUCAUAUCGAAGGACAAGGUAUAAAUCAAUGGUAGGGUAAACAUAUCUGAACUUCUCAUUUACUGCAAGACUCAUUCUGACCAGUAGAGAAAAGCUUUAAUAGGACCAGAAGGUAUAAUUACAAAAAAUUAAGCAAUUAAAGUGGUGUCUUUCAACUGUUCAAACUUAUUGUUCUGCUAGCUUACCACAUUAUUACAUUUACCAUAUUGUAAUGUAAGUUGGAUGUAAACAACCAUUGUAAGAACGGUUGAUUCGGAGAAAAUGUUGAGAUUCUCGGAAACAUCUGCUGCUUAUUAUUAAGAUCUUUGUCAAGAAUAGUAACAUUAUUUGUUUAAUUGGUAAUGAAGUGAAUCAAAAGCAGGUUCAAUAUAAAUCUGUAAUGUAGGGGCUGAUUUGUUAUUAAAGUUUGUGAAUUUGCAUCCUAAACAGUUAUGAAUUUGCAUUCAAAAGGUCUAAAUUUUGCAGGUCGCUAAUACAGUAAAAUGUUAUGUAUGUUAAAAAUAAAUUGAUAAUUUUCA